AUGAGUGGAGACUUGGAGAGCCAUGAGCUUUUGGACUGUGGUUGCGCAAGAGUUUACCAAGUGUACACCGCGCUGGCCAACCGCAGCACGGCGCUGGACGCCGACGUCCUCGGCCUGCUGAACGUUUUAGAUGACACGUUCGACGAGGCUGAAGAGGAAAUAAUGCAGAGUACUCUGCACCACGUAAAACGGUUCCCUAAUUCAAAUAAAACUGGCCAGGAGAUUGCUCAUGGUCAUAAACACUCGCAUCAUAGUAAAAGAAAAUACGAGAGUCUUAAACGUAAAUAUCAAAGAUUAAAAGAUAUAUUGGCUGCACGGAAAGUAAGUACGGAUCGUAGCAGCCCGGUAGAAAGUAAAAAACAUGUUGAUGUAAAUAUGAAUCGAGCAGACAUGAAAGUCAUGCAGACAUGA
Molecule: messenger RNA, 411 nt
Organism: Cydia strobilella
Lineage: Eukaryota; Metazoa; Arthropoda; Insecta; Lepidoptera; Tortricidae
Exons: 4
Coding region: 1-411 (136 amino acids)
Source: RefSeq, a predicted model, not a curated record